GAAUCAAGUAAUAUCAAAGUCCUUGCUGUCAGAACGAGUCGUCCUGAAUCGCUGUGCAAUUUAGGCAAAGAAAAUCAAUAAAGUGUUUUUCCAGGUUGUUGAAGUAAAAUAUACUUGAGCACAUAUAAAGUUUUAUAACAUGGCUUUUGAAGUGUGAAGUUGUUUUCGUUUUAAAGGAUCGCUAUGAACGAACUAACGACUGAUUAUGGAGCCACUAGUGGUGAAAACAACAGUAAUUCUGAAACAAAAUGUUUCAAGCAUUUACAAAAACUAUUCAUGGAAUUUAUAAGUACAAAGGAUUUGUUAACCGACAAUGUCAGAGAAUUCCAGUUAUACAAUAUGCUACCAUUGUUCUGUAAAUUGUUCGAAUCAUGCCAGGCAAGUGAUCUGCAUUUUCCAGACAUCUCUUUUUUCUGCCAACAUUUAUCGAAACUCAUGGUCACAGAAAUCAAAAGACGAGGAUCCAAUCAGAGCACAGAAACAGCUUCUAUGAAGAUAGUAGCUUUCCUCGAGUUUGAUGAAAAUAACGAACAUAGCAAUGGCUGGCUACUUUUGACUGCAGUUAACAUCAUGGCAAAUGGAGACAGAUCUUUGAUAGAAGUCAUGACUAAUGCUUCAAUUCCUUCGACCUUGGUGAAGUGUUUAUAUUUGUUCUUCGAUUUGCCUGAAAUAACUGAUUGCCAAGUUGAAAAACAAGUAAAGUUCACCAGACAUGAGAAACGUCUCAUGCUGCAGAAAGUGUUCGUACAGGUUCUAGUACGGCUUUGUUCUCAUCCGUAUCCAGCAGAAGAAUUAGCGCGUGUAGAUGAUCUAUCGUUACUAUUCUCAGCAAACACGUCUAAUUGUCCUCCGUACAACGUAAUAUGGAGAAAAUCUGCAGCAGAAAUUUUGACAACACUUUCGCGACAUGGUUUGACUAACUUUGUUGUGAGCUACUUGCACAGUAAAGGCUGUAUGUCGCUAUGCAUAGAUAAUAUGAGAAGAUCAUCACAACUACUACCAAUAGAAGUAGUGGAAAUGCUUGUAUCUGUUUUUUGUUUCCUCAAAGAUUCUAGCGCUGUAUCGCAGGUUUUAUUAGAUGACUUCAAAUCCUGUCAAGGAUAUCUUUUUCUUGUGGAUUUUCUAAUCAAAUUGGUUCAAGAAGGCCAAGAACUUCCAGAAACUGAGGCUGCAGUGAGGAACCUUGUUCUAAUGACGGCUUCAUUAUGUAUAUGCGGUUACAAUGAAUUGAAUGUGAAGAUCAACAACAUUAGUUUGUUUCAAAUGCAAGGCUUCAAAAUGCCUCAAAUAUCAAAUCGUGGAACUUGUGUACGAAAUCUGCAUGCUUUUCAAGUAUUGCAAACCGUGUUCCUCAAAACAGAAAGCCCUUCUCUAGGGUGUAUCAUUUUGGAUGCAAUAUCCAGUGUUUAUCAUUCUGAUAACGCAAAUUAUUUCAUUCUUGAAUCCCAAAACACGCUCUGUCAAUUUUCUGAAAUAAUCCACCUCAAAAGUAUUCCCGUUAGGGAAAAAUUCUUUGGACUGUUGGAAUUCAUUGUGUUUCAGUUAAAUUUUGUACCUUGUAAAGAAUUGAUUUCAUUGUCGCUAUUAUUGAAAUCUAAUCAUUCAAUCGAGUGCAGCAUCUUAUGCAUGAAAACGCUACUAAACUUAUUGAAACACAACAAUCUGUUUUGUGAUGUAUAUCGUGAAGUGGGCAUUUUGGAAGUGUUUGUCAAUUGCUUGAAGAAGUACAAAGUAUUUUUGGAGAAAUAUAACUCGAAUGAAACAGACCAACUAAACGUAUCGGAUAAGGACAACUUCGUUUUAGGAGACUUAGUUAUUGAAGCGCUGACCUUGUUAUUGAACGGAAAUAACAAUAAUGCCACUGUGUUUCGUAGCAGCGGCGGUUCUAAAUGCGCGCAGGACAUGAUACGAUUUGAAAGCUGUCAUUCUGCCGUUCUGAAAAUUGUUAAAGAAAUGAUAAUCAAUACUGGUGGAGAUGAAGAAAUGCUACGACUGGUAGAGAUUAUGCAAAAUGCUCCAUUCAGUGAAAUACAGUUAAAAAUCAACAUUUUGCGAUCGUUAGUGACCUGUCUCCGUGAUAGUCAUCGAACGCGAACUAUGUUCAGAAAGGUUAACGGAUUCAUCUCUCUUAUCAAAGCACUAGAAGCGUUGGAGGGCAGUUUAACUGAAAAUACAGAGCAUUCCAAGCUACAACAGCACAUGCUAUUGGUAUAUAUUAUUUGCCAAGUACUCACGACAGCAAUGCGCUUCGAACCUGCCAAUGCCAGGUAUUUUGAUCAGGAGUUAUGCUCUAACACUUUCUUCGACGCAAUAAAACAAUUGGGAUGUUUUGGUUCGACAUCAGUUAGAAAGGAUGAGUCAUUCUGUAACAUGGAAAACAUUAAAACAAUGAAUGAAAGUUUCAACCAGCUAUUUAUGCAGGAUUUCUCCGAAACCAGUUUUCCGAUAGUUGAACCCAUAUCAUUAUCGUGUAUUUGCGUAAUCUAUCGCAUUUUAUACAAUGUUGCGUUGGAUAGUUUCGAUAAUUCAGCGAUAAUUAUUCCGGGAUUAUCAAAUAGUUCAACUAUUUCUAAGGAAAACAUUGACAAUGUCGGAAUUUGGACGGAUUCCAGUGUGACACCCAACUCGACUCAAUCUUCAUAUUACAAUGAGCCAAUUGUACAUCAAGGUGUGGUUUUAUGCAUGCUGUUGCUACUGCAAUCAGUAGAGUGCAAAGAGAAUCCUGAAAGCGGAAUUGCUCUACAAUUUUAUUUGGCUGAAAUUCUUAAAAGUCUUGUGAGGAGUGAACGAAAUCAACAAAUUAUGUGCUCUGCGGGGAUGGCGGGUGUGUUGUUGAAAGUGUAUAAAUUGCCAUUGAUAGAGGAGCAACACGCAUUGCACUUGCCCUUACAAUACAUUUUCGAACGUUUAGCCGGCCAAACUUUGCUUCCGAAGGAAUUUAGGGAGUUUCUUCGGCUUGGAUGUUCCACAGAAGGCAUUAAUGAAAAUCUACAAAUCACCAAUUUGAUCCCCUUGACCAGGAUAAAAACUCUUGUUUCGAUGACAACACCGAGAGAUUUCCGAGCUCACGGAUCAUAUACAUUGCCUCCGUUUGUAGAAAUUGAUAUGCAUUCGGAAGGUUUUGGUUGUAUUUUUAUACCUAGUCUAGCACCCCAAGCACCGGUCAAUACUAAUAGUAGCAUUGAAAUGGGGACACAAGUAAUAGGAGGCAUCGGUACUGCCGACAGAUGUUUUCCCCCGAGUAUUGGAUUAAGUUACUCCACAUGGUUUUGUAUAGAAAAAUUUAGUGAUCCGCGUGUUGAUCCACAUUGUCUUCGUUUAUUCACACUCGUUCGUACAAUCAGCAAACCACGAGAGGAAAACUACGUGUGUUUUAGUAUUCUGUUAUCAGCCAAAGAUAAAGCAAUAAUCACAUCCACCCAAGAGAUUCCUUUGGAACAGAAAAAUGCUGAUUGGGAACCUAAUUAUUUGGAAGAUUACACGGUGAGAGUGUGGUGUCCUGGCAUGUUGACAGAAGGCCAGUGGCACCAUUUGGUUGUUACCUUGAAUAAAGCUGUAGCAAAAAACAAUAGUAUGUCAGUGUUCAUCGAUGGAAAUCACGUGCACACGGAGAGAAUUCAAUACAUUUCAACGCAUCCAGCGAAAAGCUCCAACAGUGCUUCCUCAGUUUUUGCAUACAUAGGAACACCUCCUAUUUGGAGGAAUUAUUCAAAAUUGUGUUGGAAACAAGGAGUAGCGCAUAUCGUUGAAGACGUUUUCACGCAUAAUACCGUUUCCAGGAUACAUGCUCUCGGGCCACACUAUUUAGGAUCAUUACAAGCUCCAUAUACCGACAUGGUGCAAGAUGACUCUGUCAGUCCGUUAGUACCAGAAGAACGUGUUCUAUUUGGUAUGAAUGCGAGGGCCAUCUCAGAACUAACGUUGUCAAAAAUAAGAAAAAUUUACAGCAAAAUCGACUGCAAAGCAAUUGCAAAGCAACUUGGAAUGAAUUCACACGAUAAUGUUACUCCAAUAAAGAUUUUGCACAAUUCAGCAGGUCACCUGGCUGGCGCAGCUCGUACACUGGGUGGUGUGAUGAUUGGAUAUCUAGGUAUAAGAUGUUUCAGUCCCAAUCCAGUUUCGGCUAUCAUAUAUACAGUCGGUGGAUGUAGUGUACUGUUGGGCAUUAUUGCCAUGUCUCAAAACGUGGAAAGUCUCUACGCCGGAGUGAAAGCUUUGACCUGUGUCAUUAAAUCCAAUAAAUCUAUCCAAAGCGAAAUGGAUAGAAAACGAUACUAUCAAACACUGGGGAUGAUUUAUAAAAAGAAUAAGUCUUUAUUGAAUUCACAUAUACUCCAUCUGACAUUCAAUCUAGUGGGCACCGUCAAUAGUGGCCAAGAGACCUCAGCCAUCCCAAAUAUUAUGUCUUUUCAGGACUUGCUCUGUGAUUUUGAAAUAUGGCUUGGUGCCCCAAACGAUCUAUUAAAAUCUCUAUUGGAGCAUUUGCUGGAGCUGGUAUCCGAGUCGAGCGAGAAACGUACUAACAUUCGUAUCAUGAGAGACUUGCAAUGUGUAUUCAAGUUGCUACAUAUCGUGGAGGACGUCUAUGACCAGGAUACAAGAAACGCACUUUACAUUCUUUUGGAAAUUUUGAUAGGCUUCCAACCACGCGUGAAUGAUUUGCUUUUGUUCGGUCAGAGUCUUGCCUAUUAUAUUCCUCAGCCUAUAGAUGACAACGAUAAAAAUAUCAACAUUUGUGAUUUUGUUUCGGACGGAGGCAUGAUAUUGCGUGACCCAACCACAUAUCGAAAUAAUGCAACAGUUCGAAGAAUAGUAAUACGCAACAGAGGAUUAUGUCUUUUACAUACUCUGCUAUUCACUCCGAAGAACACUGUCAACAGUUAUCUAACGGACGAAAUUUCCAAAGCGUUGGGCAUGGACUGGCUCAUGUUGUUCAUGCAACCUAAUGUGAAUUCUUCGACAGUUGUUUGGGCAAUGCGGAUAUUAGUUGUCGUAUGUGCCAACGAGACAAUUAUCACACGUUUUCGCGAAAGCGUAGUCUACAGUAACUACCUGAAGAACUCAGAAUUCAUGAUUCAGAAAAAAGACGUAAUACUGUUUACAUCGGCGCAAACCAGCGUUUCAUCCAAUUCGAAGACCCCACAAGAGCUCGUGAGUUCCGCUUCCGUGAGUGAUGAUUCUAGAACGAAAAUUUUGCAAACAUCAGGAUUCAACUAUUUGGAUUGGUUACUUCUGCAUCACAUAAGUAUUCCAGAACUAUAUUUCCUAUUAACUGCGUUAAUAAUGGGGCAGCCUGUGAAGAUGCUAGGUACAGAACACAUGAACCUCGAUUUAGACAGGAUCUGGACUUUCUUGUGGGGAACACCAGCAUCUAAUUCAUUCAGUAGCUCUUGUACACCAAAAAUGUCUAUAAACCCAGAAGCUGUAUGUAUAUUGCUGAAUAUUAUCCGAAAGAUAACUGCUACUAUUGAUAACGCCGAAUGGUUGGAUAACCAUCCCGUAACGCUCAUUCAAGUAUUGUUCUCAUUAUAUCAUAAUCUUCCCGACUUUAUGUCAAUAAUGAUGUUGGGAGAAGUGCUUGCUUCGCUGAUUGGAGUGAUUUUCCCAUAUAGCACUGCCUCUACUGAGUCAGAAACAAAUAGUAUUUCAUCUCCCUCAGAAGAAUUACUACCGUUCAAUGUUCGCAAAGAAGCAUCGAUGGAUAAACAAGAGCUGACCGAGCAUCCGGUUAGGAAAUUCAUCAUUGAUUUUCUCCGUGUAGUAAUGGUAGAUUCGCUUAGCUUGACGUGUAGUGGGAAAAGUACACCAGUUAUUGACUGUGUGCUGGAUGCGCAUCCCGAGAACAGCUCAUUCGAAGCGAGGCGCAUAUUUCUUACCGAAAUAGUAACUACUCUCAUGGAUCAUCUAUUAGCAGCUGAUAUUUUAGUCGGAGAACAAGCUGCUCUGCCUAUAGUUCCACUGCUUCAGAGUCAUGUACAGAAUAUAGUACCAAAUGUUUUCUACCUAACUGCUAGAAUCGUUGACAAGCUAUGGCAAUCACAACUCAAUAAAGAUCCACACGAUAUUUUCGAUUUUGUAGUCAAGUUGAUAACACAGGCCAAGAGACGUUCGACUAUCCCUUCUCUUGAUCACUUGUACCAUUCGCUGAAUCGCUGUAUUCUAUAUUUACUUUCACGACCUACGGAUACCGUUCCCGAUCAAAUGAUGGUUAUGGAAGCAUUACACAAAUUAACCACGAAUAGAUUAAUUAUUUUUGGCGCUGGUAAUCAUGAACUCGAAUUCAUUGGCUGUUUAACGUUUUGUUUAAUGCAAAUAACCGCUGAUGAACGAAUAAUUUUCAACACAAAGAGUAAAAGAGACUUGGAAUCUCGUACAACUACAUGGCACAUCAAUUCAAUUGUUUUAAAUGACGACUCACUGAACCAUCAUCAAGGAACCAAUUUAUUGGCGAAUGCUGCGUCCCGUGUAUGGGAAGAACUCUACGUGUGCAAAAAGCCUGCUAUUGAAGAAGUGUUCAAAGUUUCAUUGACUGCCCCAACGUGUAAUGCAAAAGCACCGGAUGUUGCUGUGACAAGAGAACAAAUAUUGGAUGCGGCAUUAAAACUGUGGCUGAACUAUGUGGACGUCGAAAGAAAAGCCCAAUAUCGUAUUCCGUGGGAAUUACACAAUAAUCUUCAAUCAAAGAUUCAGAAAGUGACAGGUAAUCUGACCAGAUUAGCGAGUCGUACCAAAGUGAAACGAGAAGAGCAAGCAAAGGCGAAACAGGAUAUUGAUAUGGAAACAGUUUAUCAACUGAAUUUAGUUAACUUGGAUCUGUUGAAAGAGUACUGGGAGAUGCGAAACGCACAGCAUACACAAAUGACUCAACAUACGCAGAGAUACGUGCAUCAGGAAUGGUUACAAUCGGAAGCUGAGCUAUUUCGAGAGAGAGGUUUGUGGGGUCCGAAAAACAACUUUUCAUUCACAAAGUGGAUGCUUGAUACCACAGAAGGACCACAUCGCAUGCGCAAAAAAUUGAUGAAGAACAAUCACUUCUAUGUCAAUUAUCCUUACAGACCAGAAUUGGAAUCCUCUGAUCAGGCAACACGUCAAUUGAAAUACAAAGUUGCUACUAGCUUUGACAGCAAAAAGUACCACGAUAAUAUACAAAACAUUCCAAAAGUGCUAUCGUUGCAAACAGAGCAGGAGAGUGUACCUUUGUCAAUCGUGGAAAAUUCAGAUCGGAAUAUUAAGAAUAAGAUUCAUAAUACAGUGCAAAGAUAUGACGGAGAAGAUGACGAUCAGGAAUUGCUGUCACCACCCGACAAUCAAACAUUGCUUCGGUUACUUGAGGAAAAGGAAAAGAUAUCGCACAUAUUUCGAUGUGCACGAAUACAAGGAUUAGACACUUUUGAAGGAUUGCUUCUCUUCGGAAAAGAACACUGCUAUGUUAUAGACGGGUUUACGCUUCUUAAGAAUCGUGAAAUCGGAGAUAUAGACUCGCUACCACUGGGGAGUUAUGAGCCCAUUCUGCCAAGUCCUGGUAGUACAAGAGUGUCCCACGAGAUGAGACAGAGUUCAAAGUUUGUUUAUGAAGAUAUCAGAGAAGUACACAAGCGAAGGUAUCUUCUUCAACCGAUAGCUCUAGAGGUAUUUUCCGGAGAUGGUCGAAACUUUUUAUUGAGUUUCCCUCGAAAAGUGAGAAAUAAGGUGUAUCAGAAACUUAUAUCGGUGGCUACUUCAAUUUCCAACGAUGCACAACAAUCAGUGGCGGGGCAAAGUCGUACUGCUAAUGUAGAACAAUCAUCGAGCAUAUUCAGCAGUCUCAUAGGCGAAACAUCAGUCACUCAACGCUGGGUGCGCGAUGAAAUAUCCAACUUUCAGUAUUUGAUGCAUUUGAAUACCCUGGCAGGAAGAUCAUACAAUGAUUUGAUGCAGUACCCGGUUUUUCCAUGGAUCCUUGCGGACUAUGAUUCUGAAAAGUUAGAUUUAUGUAAUCCGAAAUCAUUCCGAGAUUUUUCCAAACCAAUGGGAGCACAGUCGAAGGAGAGACUAGAACAAUUUGAAAAGCGUUAUAAGGAAUGGGACGAUCCUCACAGUGAAACUCCGCCGUAUUACUACGGGACACAUUACAGUUCUGCAAUGAUAGUUUGUUCGUAUCUGGUUCGAUUGGAGCCCUUUACGCAACAUUUUUUACGCCUACAAGGAGGUCAUUUUGAUCUAGCUGAUCGUAUGUUCCACAGCAUCAAAGAAGCAUGGCAUUCAGCAUCCAGACAUAACAUGGCGGAUGUCAAGGAACUGCUUCCUGAAUUUUUCUAUUUGCCAGAAUUUCUAUUAAAUUCAAAUAAUUUUGAUUUUGGCAUGAAGCAGAAUGGUGAAGUGCUCAAUGAUGUUGUAUUGCCCACUUGGGCGAAAAACGACCCUAGAGAGUUUAUAAGGAUACAUCGUGAGGCUUUGGAAUGUGAUUACGUUAGUCAAAAUUUACAUUUGUGGAUUGAUUUGAUAUUCGGGUACAAACAGCGUGGUCAUGCGGCAGUAGAAGCAGCCAAUGUAUUUCAUCAUCUUUUUUAUGAGGGCAAUGUCGACAUAUACAACAUUGAUGACCCUUUGAAGAAGAAUGCAACAAUCGGAUUUAUCAACAAUUUUGGCCAAAUUCCGAAACAGCUUUUUCGCAAAGCUCAUCCAGCAAAAAGAAUCAAUAAAUAUCAAAGUUUAGAUUCUAACUACACCGCCACGUCUAAUUGCUUAGGUGACAAACUUUUUUUUCAUAAUCUUGAGAAUUUGAAACCUAGCCAGCUACCCGUAAAAGAAGUAAAAGGUCCAGUGGGACAUAUGAUUCAGGUCGAAAAAUCAGUCUUGGCUGUUGAGCAAAAUAAAAUCCUAAUCCCGCCUAGCUUCAAUCGGUACAUAGCGUGGGGAUAUGCCGAUCAUUCAAUCCGCAUUGGCAUAUAUGAUUCGGAUCGAGCUCUUUUUGUAUGCGAGAAUGUAGCACCAGAUUCAGGAGAGAUCCUUGUUUGCGCUUGUCCCAGUCCGAAGACGGUAAUAAUGGCAGGCACUAAUUCAAUUUUAACUGUCUGUGAUAUCGACUAUAAGCAUAAACUGCUGCACGUGAGACACACUCUGCAUGGUCAUACGGACGCGGUUACGUCACUUUCAACAAGUGUAGCAUUUAAUAUUAUCGUAUCAGGAUCGAAGGACAAGUCGGCUAUAAUUUGGGAUAUGUCUAGAUACAAGUAUGUCCGACAGUUAACUAAUCAUGUUGGAGUUGUCGCUGCUGUCUGUAUCAACGAACUUUCGGGUGAUAUUGCAACCUGUUCGGCAACUUGGUUAUACGUGUGGUCUAUAAAUGGAGAUUGCCUUGCGAUGGUCAAUACGAGCGUUGGGAGUGCCGACCGAAUGCAACAAAUUUUAUGUGUAACGUUCUCUAGUAAGAAAGAAUGGGACAGUGACAAUGUCAUUACCACUGGAUCUACUGAUGGAGUAGUUAGGAUGUGGUCAUUAGAUCAUGUUCAAAUACCAACCAAUGUUCAAAGUGGCAGUAAUCGCCACGAAGAAGCUCAACCAGUUGAUUGUAUAAUCGCUGACAACUCCAUUUCAUCGUUAAAGUCUGGAUCCGUAGUCAAAACACCGUCAGAGAUCAUUGCACAAAAAGUUUCAGAGCAAGAUCAGAUUGAUCAAUCGCCAGGAGAAUCUAAGGUAGAUUCACCCAAUAGUGGUGAUGAGGUUGAGAUAGAUAAAUGCGAAUCAACAGUACGUUAUCAGUCUCUCAAGAACAACACACAUGACGUGAAACAGACUUUUUGUUGGAAUCGGCAACUAAUUUUUCGGUCUAAAUUGACCAUGCACACCGCUUACGACCGGAAGGAUAAUACUGAACCCGCAAGUAUUACUUCAUUGGCAAUCUCUAACGAUCAUCGUACUGUUUUUGUUGGUGACGCAAGAGGACGAAUCUUUUCUUGGAAUACAGCUGACCAACCUGGCAAAGUUGUGACCAAUAAUUGGAUUAGAGAUGGUAGCUCUGAUCAUUGUGUAGGAUGCCAUGUUCGAUAUAGCCGCUACGAGCGGAGAAACAUUUGUAGGAAUUGUGGCCAGGAGUUUUGCAGUAAAUGUUGCUAUUUUGAAUCAGCCAUAUUCCAAUUAAGAAUUCGUAUGCCCGGACGUGUCUGCAAAACAUGUUACUCUCAACUGAAAGAUAUAUAAUGGCAAUGAUAACAAUAAUAUAUGUAUAAUAAUUAGAACAAAUUAAGACAAUAUUGUAUAAAUUAGGAGUUUUGUAAAAAAUAUUCGUUGUGUUUAAACAUAGUUUCGAUUAGUAUUACGUCGUUUGAAGCGACGGUUGGUGUAGUGCUGAAUGGUAGUGAAUGGUAGAGGAAUAAAGUGUGUAAAUUCAA
Molecule: messenger RNA, 10370 nt
Organism: Toxorhynchites rutilus septentrionalis
Lineage: Eukaryota; Metazoa; Arthropoda; Insecta; Diptera; Culicidae
Gene: bchs
Product: WD repeat and FYVE domain-containing protein 3
Exons: 32
Coding region: 184-10179 (3331 amino acids)
Molecular function (GO): protein binding; metal ion binding
Source: RefSeq, a predicted model, not a curated record